Messenger RNA from Fusarium vanettenii 77-13-4, 2274 nucleotides. Its product is annotated as glycoside hydrolase family 5. The record is from RefSeq and is a predicted model, not a curated record. The transcript has 2 exons. Lineage: Eukaryota; Fungi; Ascomycota; Sordariomycetes; Hypocreales; Nectriaceae. Gene Ontology annotation, biological process: ergosteryl 3-beta-D-glucoside catabolic process; carbohydrate metabolic process. Gene Ontology annotation, molecular function: steryl-beta-glucosidase activity. The coding region runs from base 1 to 2274 and encodes 757 amino acids.
AUGUCUACGUUCCGGUUACUCAUCGAGGACGGUCAGUUCCGCGAUAGCUAUGGGCGUCAAGUCGUGCUUCGCGGCAUCAACGUUGCUGGCGAUUCGAAACUCCCUAGCGAACCCGAUCAACCAUCUCACGUCGGCACCGACUUUUUCGACGGCGAUAAUGUCACCUUUCACCAGCGGCCGUUUCCAAAGGAAGACGCGCGAAUGCAUUUUGCGCGACUGAAGCGCUACGGCUUCAAUACUAUUCGCUACAUCUUCACGUGGGAGGCGAUCGAAGCGGCUGGGCCUGGACACUACGAUGAGGAGUUCAUUCAGCACACGAUUGAUAUCCUGAGGAUAGCCAAGGAGUAUGGGUUCUACAUAUUCAUGGACCCCCAUCAAGAUGUCUGGUCUCGAUUUACAGGCGGUUCCGGCGCUCCUUUGUGGACUCUGUACGCUUGCGGACUCAACCCCCAGAGCUUUGCUGCGACAGAGGCGGCCAUCGUUCAAAACACCUAUCCCAACCCCGACGAGUUUCCCAAGAUGAUUUGGUCGACAAACUACUAUCGACUUGCUGCCGGCACCAUCUUCACAUUGUACUUUGCUGGCAAAGACUUUGCCCCGAAGUGCAUCAUUGAUGGCGUCAACAUCCAGGAUUAUCUCCAGAACCAUUUCAUGAAUGCCUGUGGCCAUCUGGCACAACGGAUACACGAGGCUGGUGACCUUGAGAAUGAUGUUGUCAUUGGUUGGGAGAGCAUGAACGAGCCUAACAAGGGCAUGACGGGCUAUAAAGAUCUCAGCGUGAUCCCCAAGGAGCAUCCAUUGAAGAAGGGCACUUGCCCAACAAUGUGGCAAACCCUCCUAACUGGCAUGGGCCGUGCUUGCGAGGUUGACACAUGGGACAUGGGAGGACUUGGCCCUUACAAGACUGGAACCAAGCUCGUUGACCCCCACGGCGAGAUUGCCUGGCUGCCCGUCGACUAUGACGACUCAAGAUACGGAUGGAAGCGUGAUCCAGGCUGGAAACUCGGCGAGUGUAUCUGGGCACAGCAUGGUGUUUGGGACAUGGAGACAGAUACGCUUCUCCGGAAAGAUUACUUCGCCAAGAACCCACGUACCGGCAAGGCCAUUGACUAUCCCGAGUUUACCAACACCUACUUUAUGGACUGUUGGCGCAAAUAUGUCAAGACAUGCCGAGGAAUCCACAAGGACUGCAUCAUGCUCAUGCAGUUCCCCACACUGGAGCUACCGCCCGAGAUCAAGGGAACCGAGGACGACGACCCGAGAAUGGCCUUUACUCCUCACUAUUACGAUGGUAUCACCCUGAUGACGAAACAUUGGAAUAGCACAUGGAACGUCGACGUGGUGGGUGUGUUGCGAGGCAAAUACUGGCAUCCAGCACUGGCUAUCAGAAUUGGAGAGACGGCAAUUCGCAAUUGUCUCAAGGAACAGCUUGCAACACUCAGGAAAGAGGGCCUUGACCGCACCGGAAAGCAUCCUUGUGUGUUGACAGAGUUUGGCAUUCCCUAUGACAUGGAUGACAAGAAGGCAUACAAGACUGGUGACUACUCUAGCCAGUCAGCAGCUCUUGAUGCCAACUACUUUGCCGUUGAGGGGGCAGGACUUGAGGGCCAUUGCCUAUGGGUGUACUGUGCGAGGAACGAACACCAGCGAGGAGAUUUCUGGAACGGCGAGGACUUGUCGAUCCUGUCGCUAGACGACAAACCUCUGCCGGAAUCACCUGUGCCAGACUUCGGUCAGUCAUCGUUGAACCUCGUCAAGACGGCAACCACAAACGCCACCAACAAUGCCAGCAAAGACGUGGCUGACGAUCGGACUGUUACACCUAAUAACCUUAAGCGAACAAUCACAAAUCCAUCCAUCAGCUCGGCGCCAUCUACAAAGGAUCCCCAGCUGACCAAUGCCCCCGGAUACCGUGCCGCUGAAGCUUUUGUUCGGCCUACCCCUACAGUAGUUUAUGGCGAUGUUCUCUCGUCUGGGUUCAAUCUGCGACAAGGCACAUAUGAGCUCAAGUUGAAGGCACCAAAGGAUGCGCCCGACGAGGCGCCCACUGUUGUGUUCCUGCCGGAGUAUCACUUCCCCAAGGACCAAUGUGAGGUGGCUGUGUCAUCUGGCAAGUGGGAGUUGAGCACGGAUGAUGACGAAGGAACAACCCUCAAGAUCUCGGGCCUGGUGCGAAAGCACAAUGUUCCAGUGGGCUCUGAUGAGGAGGCAGGGUAUCUGGAACAGUGCCAGCAGGGCUAUGGAUACAAUUUUGGCAGCUGCAGCGUCAUGUAA